ACCUUUAUCCUAAACAUUCAAUUGCAAUACCAGAAGAUACUAACAGCGAAAAGUAGUAACGAGAUGGAGAACUACACUUCCCUUGCAUCCAACAAGACGUUAUCAAACUGUCCCAUUCCAAAACUAAAGAAUGCAGCAGAGAAGUGGAGUGAGGUUGCUGCCUAUGUCUUGAUUGCUGCCCUUACUUUAGGAGGAAACAUUUUGAUCAUUAUCAUCGUUCGAAGAAACCAACGAAUGAAAAACGCCACAAGUUACCUGAUUGUUAACAUGGCUAUCAGCGAAAUUCUGGCGUUAAUUUUUGUGAUAAUCAUAAACUUGGCCUUCAAGAUAUUGCUUCCUCAUAAUUCGAUGCCAUAUGUUAACGAUGUUUUUGCUUUAGUCUUUUGUAAAUCMACCUCGUUCAUGGAGACUUUUUGCCAUAACUUGGCCAUGUUGUCAUUAACAGUAAUCUCUCUCGAUCGYUUUCUUGCCGUUCAGUUUCCUUUACGAAGAAUGAUCACUCGUUCUCGAGCCAAGAAAAUUAUUGCUGCCCUUUGGUUUGUGGCAUUUUUGACUAUGAGUCCAAAACUGUACGGUGUUAGGCACAAGAACAGGAAUGGUAAUCUUGUCUGUUUUGCAUCUUGGGAUCCCUUUCUUAAAAAUACAGAUAUGAUAUUGUUGAUCAUCCAAGUGUCCGUAUUUCAUGUUACACAGCUAUGCAUCAUGGCUGUAUUGUAUUCAAUCACGGUGCAUAAAUUAUGGRUUCGACGUAUCCCUGGCAACGUAACAGCAGCCAAUCAACGUCUUGAACACCAAACCAAGGUGAACGUCCUUAAGAUGUGCAUAACUGUGGUGGUGGUAUUUGCUUUUUGUUGGUUACCAUUGUACACGGUCAUAGUUGUUAGUUAUACCAAUGUCUUAGUUUGYCCUAUACCAAGGAAGGUCUUUGAUGCCUUGUUUUUYCUGUCGCUAACAUCAUACGCCAUUAACCCCUUAAUCUACUUCAUAUUCAGUAAAGAUUAUCGYAAUGGUUUCUGGGACAUUGUCAAGCCUUUGUUAGYGCCAUGCAAGCCAUCACUUCGACCCACCAUCGUCCAUACCAUGGAGAUUGCUGACAUCAGAUCAAGUGCUACUUCAAUUAUAUACGAUGAGAAAGUCAAAGUCCUGAGUUUUCGAAAACUAAAUGAAAGAAGAAGUGAUCAAAACUUGUAAAAUAUGCAGAAGCUUUCCGCCAACAUUGAAUUUGCAUCCAAAUUCUACAAUAAAAUGGCGAUUGUAUUUGGUCAAAAGUUGAAUUUUAAUAACACUAUGAAUACCGGCUUUUCAGAGUGUAACUGAUUUAUUCGGAACUUUACCGCUGACCUGCAAACUGCAAUGUACUGAUGCAGCACAUUUUGUGCUAAAGAAUUUUGCCCUGGACUUGCUAUACACGGGACAUGAUCUUUUCUCAAUAGACAAUGCUACAGAACAAAGCAAAUUUCAGUUGUAUAAUUCGGCUAUAUACAAAUGUCUAUAUUUGGUGUGUGUUUAAGGCCGAACGGAUUUUUGGGAAUAUUUUAGGGGACUUUAAAAAAGUGCAUAAUGGGCUGCUUUACACUAUUUAUGACUCAAUACUAGUCGCGUCUCUAUGUUUUUUCUGCGCACAAUAAGAAAUGUGCUCUAUGUUGUACAAGGUUCUCAAUGGAGUUAACCACCAACCGUCAUGUGUACAAUGCGUUAACCUUCAAAUAACUGACGAUAACCGUCCAAAAAAGCUUAUCAUCAAGAGCGUCGGCAUAAUGAACAUUUUUGUUCACAAGAUAAUUUUUACCCUUUCAUUAUAUACAGCAAUAUGCAUCAUUUUGACUCAUAUUCCAAGUAUACGUAUAAUUAUGUAACAUAAAUCAGA
Messenger RNA from Exaiptasia diaphana, 1867 nucleotides. Its product is annotated as octopamine receptor Oamb-like. NCBI's taxonomy places the organism in Eukaryota, Metazoa, Cnidaria, Anthozoa, Actiniaria, Aiptasiidae. Gene Ontology annotation, molecular function: G protein-coupled receptor activity. The coding region runs from base 64 to 1191 and encodes 375 amino acids. Gene Ontology annotation, biological process: G protein-coupled receptor signaling pathway. Gene Ontology annotation, cellular component: membrane. The record is from RefSeq and is a predicted model, not a curated record. The transcript is spliced from 3 exons.